AUGGCGUUAACAGUUCAACCUGACUACACCCAUCUCGCUGUCGCGCUGCAGGAUGCUCGAUCGGUUUUACCCGCUAUGAUCAUCGGCGCUUUCUUGUUCGGCAUAUACACCUUGCUCUUGGUCCUUUCGAUUUAUAUUAUGAAGCGGAAGGGUCUGCGUUAUCGCUCUUAUGCCAUCAUGCUGGCCCAUAUCGUACUCAUGUACGCUCUCGCCGCAACCUCUUGGGCGAUCUUGGUGUCGUCGUUACUUCGCGUCAUCGAAUCACCUCAGGAAUACGCGCUAGUGGAUGCCCGCUCUCUCGGCAUGAAAGAUAAGACCGUCCAAUGGUGUCUAGGUCUCAAUAUCUUCAUGAGCGAUAUCAUCCUGACCUGGAGGACGUUGUCACUCUGGUCAGAUGCCCGAUACACUCGGACAGGAAGAUGGGUAACUUGGACCGCGUGCCUCUUGCUGCUCUCAACGGCCGUGUCUGGGAGCGUCGACGAGAUGCUAUUCAGCCUUCAGACAACCAUACCAAUGCAGCAAUACACUGGAACGCUCGGCUACGACAACGAGCCGUCGGAGAUCUACGUGAACUUCGGCGGCAAACUGAGCGUCAUCCUCAGCGCCGUCUUGAACGUCGUCUGCGUACUUCUAACCAUUGUGAAGACAAGACAGCUCGAGAAGUUGCAGAAGCCCAUUGGCCGCCGGCUGUCGGAGAACCGCGUGGGUCUGAUCCUACUGUUGUUGGUAUCUUGUGGGCUGGCAUACUGUGUGUUUUGGGUGUACUGGGUCACGGUCGGCCUAUGGAACGUUGAGCCCGACUUGCACUUGACGCUUCUCAUCUGCAACAACACCGUCGCAGUGCAGAUCAUCGGAAUCUACCCGAGUCUUGUCAUCGUGUGCGUCUCCGUACAACAGAUCAACGGUGUUGACCCGGCGGUCACGGCGCCAUCAUUUGCGCAGCGUCAAGCGGCGUCGCCCUUCACGUUCGCGACCAGCCUCAUUCAACCUCCUGCAAAUGUCUUGACAACCUCAUCGGAGUACUGCCCAAGAGUAACCUCACCAGGCGAUUCCUCUGUCGAAGAGAAUCCCUAA
Peniophora sp. CBMAI 1063 is the source of this 1074-nucleotide messenger RNA. The record is from the annotation of a GenBank genome assembly. Lineage: Eukaryota; Fungi; Basidiomycota; Agaricomycetes; Russulales; Peniophoraceae.